Messenger RNA from Sinocyclocheilus grahami, 951 nucleotides. Its product is annotated as SLAM family member 5-like. The transcript is spliced from 6 exons. The record is from RefSeq and is a predicted model, not a curated record. Bases 1 to 951 code for a protein of 316 amino acids. NCBI's taxonomy places the organism in Eukaryota, Metazoa, Chordata, Actinopteri, Cypriniformes, Cyprinidae.
AUGGAGGGAGAUUCUGUCACUCUAAACUCUGAUGUUACUGAAAUACAUGAAGAUGACGACAUACUGUGGAAAUUUGGAGCUGAAGAUUCUCUCAUAGCUGAAAUCAGUGUGUUUGGUGAGUCAGUGUCAGUGAUGGAGGGAGAUUCUGUCACUCUAAACUCUGAUGUUACUGAAAUACAUGAAGAUGACGACAUACUGUGGAAAUUUGGAGCUGAAGAUUCUCUCAUAGCUGAAAUCAGUAGAGAGGACCAAAUCUUCUCCACAUUUGAUGUUCUUGAUGGGAGAUUCAGAAACAGACUGAAGCUGGACAAUCAGACUGAAUCUCUGACCAUCACAGACGUCAUAAUUGAACAUGCUGGACACUAUAAACUACAGAUAAGUGGAGAUAAGUUGUUAUCAAAAACAUUCAGUGUUUCCAUCUAUGCUCGUCUGCCCACUCCUUACAUUACCAGAGAUUGUUCACACAAUAUUUCAUCAUCAUCACAGCAGAAUUGUUCACUGGUGUGUUCAGUGGUGAAUGUGGGUCAUGUGAGUCUCUCCUGGUACAAAGGAAACAGUUUAUUGUCCAGCAUCAGUGUGUCUGAUCUCAGCAUCAGUCUCUCUCUACCUCUGGAGGUGGAAUAUCAGGAUAAAAACACCUACAGCUGUGUGCUCAACAAUCCCAUCAGCAACCAGACCACACAUCUGGACAUCACUCAACUCUGUCAGAUUCACUCAGAACUAUCGAUUACAGAUCAAGGUCUACCGUUAUUUUACAUAUUGAUCCCUGCUGCCACUGCUGGUUCUCUGUUGAUUGUAGUUUCAGUCGUGAUGUGCUGCACCUGCAAGAAAUGUAGAAAAACAGUCCAAACCCACGAGGAAGAGUCUGAUUCAGCAUUGUGUAAACCCAAAACACACAAAAAGAAAUCAAAGUCGGAGGCUGUGUAUGAAAAUGUCCCCAAAAAACGCUGA